UGGUCCAUCUCCAAUCAACGCUACCAGUGCUGUGGUUCGACACCGAUCACUACACCGAAGUCUAUCGCCGCUCUCGGCUGCCCGAACAACCAAGUGGCCUAUCGAGAUGUGGCCACAAAUCAGCCACGAAUCUGUACGGCUGCCUCGCAAAAUUGCCCUACUGGCUACUUCUGCCAGUUCUCUACUGCCAACAAUCAGUUCCAAUGUUGUGGAAUGUCUGGAGGCUGUCCGAAUGACUCUGUGGCAUUCAUUGGAAUCACCGGUGAAGCCCAAAGUUGUGCCAUCGGACAGAGCAGCUGCCCUAAAGGAUACUCGUGCCAGCGCAGUCUUACUGGAGCUCAGCUAUGUUGCACAACCAAUGAACAAGGUUCGUUUUUGUUUGUUUCCUUAUUCGAAUACCCAGCCUCAUUCCGUGCCUUUUUCCGCGAGUACCUGGAGGAAUAG
Haemonchus placei is the source of this 444-nucleotide messenger RNA. The record is from the annotation of a GenBank genome assembly. NCBI's taxonomy places the organism in Eukaryota, Metazoa, Nematoda, Chromadorea, Rhabditida, Trichostrongylidae.